Molecule: messenger RNA, 491 nt
Organism: Cylicostephanus goldi
Lineage: Eukaryota; Metazoa; Nematoda; Chromadorea; Rhabditida; Strongylidae
Source: the annotation of a GenBank genome assembly
AUGACAGAAUUGGUAGAUAAGACAAUUUUGGAGUUUGGCGCAGCUCAGCUUCUGCAAAAUCUUACCAGCAAUUUAUCAACUACUCUACCCACCACCCAUGUGGCAGACGGUAAUGACCGAGGCAACGAGGAUGUCUACGACCGUGAAGCUAGUGUUCGAAGUUGGCUUGACAAUCGGUGCGCAACGGAGAUCAGUCAUUUACGACUUGCCGUAGCCGCGGAGUUUGUGGAGCAGAUGCGUGCCAGGAUCCGAGAAUGCACGCAGUUUUACUGUUCAGGCGGAAUCGGAAAUAACAAGAUGCUAGCCAAGCUCAUCUGCGCUCGACAUAAGCCUCGACAACAAACCAUCAUCCCAUUUGAUUUCGUGCCAGCCAUCUUUAGCGAGACACGAGUUGGUGAUAUACGGAUGCUGGGAGGGAAAUUGGGUCAUGCAAUACAAGGAUUGCUUCCAGUUGAGGUAUGCUGUCUUCCUUAUUCUUACGCGCUUUGAAU